AUGGCUGAAAAAGAUCAUACUGGAAUUCAUAUUGAGAAUGGCGCUGAGAAACGAGCAAUAACUCCAUGCCACGCUGACCUCGAUGAGAAACAUGACUAUCAUACGGCCGAGGCUGGACUUUCAGAAGAUCAGCUCCUGGCCAGCGUAGACCCCCAUGAAGAGAGGAAAAUCAUUCGCAAGAUCGAUUAUCGCCUGCUUCCUCUCCUGGCAGUAUUGUACCUCCUUGCUUAUAUCGAUCGAAGCAACAUCGGCAAUGCCAAAAUAGCCGGAAUGCAGGAAGAUCUAAAGCUGGGUACAGGCUUGAAGUACAACACAGCCUUGACCGUCUUCUUUGUCCCGUAUUCACUCCUCGAGGUUCCUAGCAACAUCAUGCUCAAAAUCAUGCGACCUUCAAUCUGGAUGGCGAUCCUCUGCUUCUCCUGGGGCUUGGUUAUGACAUUGAUGGGCCUUGUCAAUACCUACCAUGGACUCAUUGUUGCUCGAUUCUUCCUCGGUGUCGCAGAAGCCGGCCUUUUCCCUGCAGCGACAUAUCUCUUGACAAUUUGGUACAAACGGUAUGAGCUUCAAAAACGGAUGGCAGUCUUUUACGCCGCUGCAUCUCUUUCCGGUGCCUUCUCCGGUCUCCUGGCAUUUGCGAUCGAAAAAAUGGAUGGCAUUUCGGGCCUCGCCGGCUGGAAGUGGAUUUUCAUCCUUGAGGGCCUUCUCCCAAUCGCAGUUUCAUUCUCACUGUACUUUCUGCUUCCCGACAGACCAGAGACCGCAAGGUUCUUGACAGAGCGCGAGCGCGAGUUCGUCAUCAACCGCGUCGCACUUCAGAGCGGAACCAGAGAGGGCCGCGUUACCAACACGGACAAGAUCGGAUGGCGCCACAUCAAAGUUGCCUUUAGCGACUGGAAGAUCUGGGUUGCAGUCAUACCCUUCGGUGCUUGUGGCCUCGGCACGUACGGUUUCACCGCCACCGUUCCCACUGUCGUCCAGGCUUUGGGUUACACUUCUGCCAAUGCCCAGCUUAUGACGAUUCCGAUCUACGUCUUUGGGAUGAUUGCCACCGUCGGCGCGGCGUUUUGGUCUGACUAUGCACAGCAGCGCACUCCUUUUAUCAUGGGCGGGUUCGCAGUUGGUACCAUCGGAUUUAUCGGUCAACUGGCAAUUCCUCACCCCGAGCUUCCUGGUGUGACAUACUUCUUUCUCUUCCUCAUCGCUGCCGGCCUCUUCUGUCCUGUUACCACCGUUGUCACCUUGGUGGGGAACAACCUCGCACCAUCAUCUACCAGGGCUGUCGGUAUGGCCCUUUUCAUCAGUGUCGGCAACCUAGGUGGAAUUUGUGGCUCAAAUGUGUACCUGGCCCGACAGGCGCCUCGGUACUUCACAGGGUUUGGGGUUGGGUUGGGGGCAUGCCUUGCAGGAAUUCUCGCCGCGUACAUUCUGCGCGUUGGCUAUUCGAGGGAGAACCGGCGGAGAGAUGAAUUGCUGGCCAGAGAAGGGGAGGAUGUCAUCAGGGCUAGGUAUACUGAGCAAGAAUUAUUGGACUUGGGUCAUAGGAGUCCCUUUUAUAGGUAUACUUUGUGA
This is a messenger RNA of Capronia epimyces CBS 606.96, 1569 nucleotides long. RefSeq lists its product as uncharacterized. The record is from RefSeq and is a predicted model, not a curated record. Gene Ontology annotation, cellular component: membrane. Gene Ontology annotation, biological process: transmembrane transport. Gene Ontology annotation, molecular function: transmembrane transporter activity. The coding region runs from base 1 to 1569 and encodes 522 amino acids. The transcript is spliced from 3 exons. Lineage: Eukaryota; Fungi; Ascomycota; Eurotiomycetes; Chaetothyriales; Herpotrichiellaceae.